AUGUCGGACGGCAAUGUGACAGUCGCAUCCAAUGUGCUCGGCACCAUUGGCACGGUGCUCUGGUGCAUCCAGUUAAUUCCACAGAUUUGGUAUAACUGGCGGCGAAAGAAUACAGAUGGGUUUCCGGCUACAAUGAUGUUUCUCUGGGCUCUUUGCUCUAUUCCGAUGGGAGCAUAUCUUAUUUUGCAGCAAGUCAAUAUCCCACUACAGAUUCAACCGCAGAUAUUCGGAUUUUUUGCGCUGGUUAGCUGGGCCCAGGUUUUGUACUAUAGUCACUGGUUGAAAGCUACGUUUGUUUGUGUGGCUAUGGUUGUGUUAUUUGGUGGGUUGGAGGCUCUUCUUAUUCUUACAUUGAGGAUACCAUAUGACAAAGGAAUUACCUGGCCGGACUUGGUUGUUGGGGUUAUUGCUGCUAUUCUUCUCAGUGCUGGGUUGUUGCCUCCAUAUUUUGAAUUGUGGAAGAGAGAUGGUCGUGUGAUUGGGUUUAACUGGGUUUUUCUCUCCAUCGAUACUUUUGGUGGUCUAUUCUCCUUGUUCGCACUCGCUGCUCAAGGAACAUUCGAUGUUUUGGGGGGUAUCAUGUACAUAUUAGUGGUUGUUCUGGAAGCAGGGAUCUACUUGAGCCAUAUCAUCUGGCGCAUUCGGUAUCGCAAGCUGCGCAAAGAAGCCAAGGAAACCGGCAAGAGUAUUGAUGACUUGUUGGAAUUGCGGAGACGGGAUACAGAGGACAGCAGAGAUCUAGAGGCAGGGGUCCUCGAUCAAGAUCAAGAUCAGGAUCAGGAUCAGGAUCAGGAUCAAGAAUCGAAACCGACAGGGGCAGAGACAGACACAUGGACAGGGGCAGGGACAGGGCCUCCAAUGGAGCGGUCAGAGAUGAGUGAGAAAUGA
Molecule: messenger RNA, 888 nt
Organism: Penicillium waksmanii
Lineage: Eukaryota; Fungi; Ascomycota; Eurotiomycetes; Eurotiales; Aspergillaceae
Product: PQ-loop repeat-containing protein
Exons: 8
Coding region: 1-888 (295 amino acids)
Source: RefSeq, a predicted model, not a curated record